Molecule: messenger RNA, 2075 nt
Organism: Ahaetulla prasina
Lineage: Eukaryota; Metazoa; Chordata; Lepidosauria; Squamata; Colubridae
Product: vomeronasal type-2 receptor 26-like
Exons: 5
Coding region: 438-2075 (545 amino acids)
Biological process (GO): G protein-coupled receptor signaling pathway
Cellular component (GO): membrane
Molecular function (GO): G protein-coupled receptor activity
Source: RefSeq, a predicted model, not a curated record
UUCUGUUUGAGGAUUAGCCAUGCUCAUGAAUAAUGGCCAUCAGUAACUCUAUGCUAUUUAUUCCCCACUGAGGUCUUGUGCUCAGCAAUGGUUGCCAGACCUGAAGAAGCUGCUCCAAGAGGGAUCCAAAUUGGUUUCUGUGCUAGAGGAGCAAUUGGGGAGGAUUAGAGCCCCUAGAGCAAAGUGAAGAAGGGAGGAAAGGGUAGAGGGGUAUAAAAUGGUCCAUGAUAUGGACUUGUUGGCUCUUUUCUGUUCUCACAAAGCCAUCCAGCUUUAACCAAAGAACCUAUUUUAGAUAAACCAAACCCAAUAAAAAUGGUUUCCGCUCCAAAAUUUAAAAAAAAAUCCAAGGCAAACUCUACCAGCACUCAGAAACAUGUUAAUGUUUCCCUCACUAUAGAGUUAUACCCAAAAACCUCCAGCAAUUUUUGGCCUUGAUGUUUGGAGUCAGAGAGGUCAACAAUGAUCUGGUUCUCCUCCCCAACAUCACCCUUGGCUUCCAAAUUUAUGACAGUCACCAGAUGGAAUGGAUGAUUUCUGUACUCAGCUUAUCUCUGCUCUGUGGACGUUACAAAUUAGUUCCAGGUUAUGCAUGUGACAGGCAGGACACUCUGCUGUCUGUCAUUGGAGGUCUCAAUCCUAAAUCGUCAAGGCAGAUGGCCUCCAUCUUCAGCAUAUUCAAAGUCCCUCAGCUACUCCUGCACUUCCAGUGGAACUGGGUUGGACUUGUGGCCUCUAAAGAUGAGAGUGGAGAAUAUUUUGUCUCAUCUCUGAUGCCAAUGUUGAAGAAGAAGGAGAUCUGCCUGGCCUUCACUGAAAUGGUUCUUCCCUAUUUGAGGAACAUCCGGUUCAACAACAGCGCUGGAGAGGAAGUCUCCUUCUCAGAAGAUGGACGGGAGUCUUCUCAUUACGAUCUUCUCAAUUGGGCUUUCCUCCCCAAUCAAUCUUUUGUCCCCAGGAGAGUUGGUGGAAUCGAUCCCAAGGCUCCCUCAGGCCAGGAUUUCACCAUUAACUCGGAUUCAAUCAUCUGGAUUACAAAGAAGGUGCCCUUUGCCAGAUGUGGCAUGAAGAGAUGCCAGGCAGGAGAGAGGAGGAGAGUUCCAGAGAGAGAGCAGGUCUGCUGCUACCAAUGUGACCCUUGUCCAGAAGGGACCAUCUCUAAUCAGACAGACGCAGCCCAGUGUGACCCUUGCCCAGAAGACCAAUAUCCAAACCAGGAGAAGAAUCAUUGCAUUGUGAAGAAGGUCCACUUCCUUGCCUAUCAAGAUAACUUGGGAUACGCUUUAGUUUCUCUUGCUUUUUUUCUCUUUGUGACCACAUCUGCAGUCCUGGUGAUUUUUCUUAAACAUCGUGACACUCCGAUCGUCAAGGCGAACAACCGAGAUCUCACCUACAUCCUCCUGGUCUCCCUCCUGCUCUGCUUCCUCUGCUCCUUCUUCUUCAUUGGUCGACCUGGGAAGAUCACCUGUCUUUUCCAACAAACUGUCUUUGCCGUUCUCUUUUCCCUGGCAGUUUCCUCUGUCUUGGCAAAAACUGUCAUGGUGGUUCUGGCCUUCAUGGCCACCAAGCCAGCGAACAAGGCAAGGAAAUUCUUAGGAAAACCACUGACCAACUUCAUUGUCUCAGUCUGUCCCCUGAUCCAGGCAGUUCUUUGUGUCAUCUGGCUGGCAACUUCUCCCCCAUUUCCCAACAUGGACUUCCACUCUUUGUUUGGAGAGGCCAUCUUGGAAUGUAAUGAAGGCUCAGCUUCAAUGUUUUAUGCAGUCCUCGCCUACCUGGGUUUCCUGGCCUUCAUCAGUUUCACGGUGGCCUUUCUAGCUAGGAAAUUGCCCGACAGUUUUAACGAAGCCAAGUUCAUUACUUUUAGCAUGCUGGUCUUUUGCAGUGUUUGGAUCUCAUUCCUCCCCACCUACCUGAGCACCAAAGGGAAGUCCAUGGUGGCCGUGGAGAUCUUCUCCAUCUUGGCCUCUGGGGCUGGUCUCUUGGCUUGCAUCUUUUUCCCCAAAUGCUACAUUAUCCUACUUAGGCCCCAUCUGAAUUGUAGAGAAAAUAUAAUGAGGCACAAGAGUCUCUGA